Cercocebus atys (sooty mangabey) is the source of this 5138-nucleotide messenger RNA. RefSeq names its product catenin (cadherin-associated protein), beta 1, 88kDa (gene CTNNB1). Bases 1693 to 4038 code for a protein of 781 amino acids. NCBI's taxonomy places the organism in Eukaryota, Metazoa, Chordata, Mammalia, Primates, Cercopithecidae. Gene Ontology annotation, cellular component: adherens junction; catenin complex. Gene Ontology annotation, molecular function: protein phosphatase binding; transcription coactivator activity; cadherin binding. The record is from RefSeq and is a predicted model, not a curated record. The transcript has 15 exons. Gene Ontology annotation, biological process: positive regulation of transcription by RNA polymerase II; cell adhesion.
CCUGCUUCGGAAUCUGCCAAGCUUGAAAGCUUUGGCAGUUGGGUGUAGUUGUUGCCUUACGUUCUCUUCCCUUUUGGAGGGAGCAUUGUCUCAUACUUUGUAUCUUCCAGACAUCUGUGGUCUUCCCCCGUCCCCGGCCCCCCACCCCUCGAGUUUGUGAGUGGUGAAUGAAGAGAGACUAGGCUGCUGGUAUGCAGAGGUCGGCAAAAGGAAAUCGAGGAGUGGUUUUAGUGAAAUGGGAGCUUUGUAUCUUGAAUAAUGGUGGCUUAGGCUAGACAUCAACUUAAAGAGACGGCAGCAUUUCCUUUCAUAAAGUCUAGGCUAAUGUUUUUCAGAUCGCUAAGUUGUAGUUUGUCUGGAAUUUAGGUAGCCAUUUCAGUAUUUGUCACAUGGUGAACGAACAUUCAGUACCUUCAGAUGUCUUCGUAUUGACUUGUAUUCAUCCUAAGAAAUAUUAAAUAUAGCCUCAAGUGUUAUUUAUGUUGUACCGCUGGUUUAUUCCCUGCUUAAAUUAUUAACAUACAUUUCUACUUUGGAGGCUUUUCGUUUGAACUGAGGCUGUGCGACAUUUAUUUUACUUUUAUAUUUAGAUCUUUGAAAAUCUCUGAUUAAAAAAAAGUACCCUUCAGGGUUUGAGGAUGUACUUUCACACCAGACAAAAUGUGGCUAAUUUGCGCCCAAUAUUCAUUACUUUGACCUAACCUUUGUUCUGAAGGCCAUGUACAAGGACAAGGCCCUGAGAUUAUUGCAACAGUAACUUGAAAAACUUUCAGAAGUCUAUUCUGUAGGAUUAAAGGAAUACUGAGACUAUUCAAGUUUGAAGUCCUGGGGGUGGGGAAAAGUAAAAACCUGUGCUAGAAAGCUUAGUAUAGCAUGUAACUUUAGAGUCCUGUGGAGUCCUGAGUCUCCCACAGACCAGAACAGUCAUUUAAAAGUUUUCGGGAAAAACCGACUUUAAAAAAAAAAAAAGGUGGCUAAUAAAAAAAUGAAGCAUUUAACAGUGUUCAGGUUUCAGAGUAUUGAAGAGGGUUUUUUUUUAAACUGUUAUCUGAUUAUUUGCUUUACUAACAUGAUAUAGAAAAGUGUAUUUCCAAUAUUAAAAUUUAUCAGACUGAGCUUACUGUUCCCGUUGAUGACUGGAAUAAAAAUUGACAUAAGUGAAGGUCUGUAUGCUUGUUUUCAUAACACCACCACCAAGAUAGAAAACGAGGAGGCAAGUUUCUUCAAGGGUAUUUUGAAAUGUGUUAGCAAAACUCUUGCAGAUACUCUUUUUUGUUAUAGGAUGAGGUGGGGAGAGGCGCAUGCUAAGUAUUGUUGAAACUAGGGAUGUAGAAAAUUUAAAGUUUGAUAUAAUUAUGUUGUAGUUAUAAGUAGCAGUGAAAUUAAAUCUCCUGCAGUAGACUAUGUAAGUAUAUUUAGCCAAAUGAAACUUCAGUGUUAUUGAAAUGAAAUAAUACAUCUGUCCUGUUACAAGAUUAUUUUUAUUUCUCUUGUGGUUUCCUAGUUGCUGAUAAUCAAUAAUUGUAGAUGAGUAGGUGGUAAGUUUUAAGUUUGUACUUUGAGCUUAGUCGGAAGCAUGCUUGACUGCCAACCCAGGGCACAAAGGAUGAAGGCUUUUAGAACUGGACAAACUUCUAACAAAAGGGUAUUUGAAGUAUACCAUACAACUGUUUUGAAAAUCCAGCGUGGACAAUGGCUACUCAAGCUGAUUUGAUGGAGUUGGACAUGGCCAUGGAACCAGACAGAAAAGCGGCUGUUAGUCACUGGCAGCAACAGUCUUACCUGGACUCUGGAAUCCAUUCUGGUGCCACUACCACAGCUCCUUCUCUGAGUGGUAAAGGCAAUCCUGAGGAAGAGGAUGUGGAUACCUCCCAAGUCCUGUAUGAGUGGGAACAGGGAUUUUCUCAGUCCUUCACUCAAGAACAAGUAGCUGAUAUUGAUGGACAGUAUGCAAUGACUCGAGCUCAGAGGGUACGAGCUGCUAUGUUCCCCGAGACAUUAGAUGAGGGCAUGCAGAUCCCAUCUACACAGUUUGAUGCUGCUCAUCCCACUAAUGUCCAGCGUUUGGCUGAACCAUCACAGAUGCUGAAACAUGCAGUUGUAAACUUGAUUAACUAUCAAGAUGAUGCAGAACUUGCCACACGUGCAAUCCCUGAACUGACAAAACUGCUAAAUGAUGAGGACCAGGUGGUGGUUAAUAAGGCUGCAGUUAUGGUCCAUCAGCUUUCUAAAAAGGAAGCUUCCAGACAUGCUAUCAUGCGCUCUCCUCAGAUGGUGUCUGCUAUUGUACGUACCAUGCAGAAUACAAAUGAUGUAGAAACAGCUCGUUGUACCGCUGGGACCUUGCAUAAUCUUUCCCAUCAUCGGGAGGGCUUGUUGGCCAUCUUUAAGUCUGGAGGCAUUCCUGCCCUGGUGAAAAUGCUUGGUUCACCAGUGGAUUCUGUGUUGUUUUAUGCCAUUACAACUCUCCACAACCUUUUAUUACAUCAAGAAGGAGCUAAAAUGGCAGUGCGUUUAGCUGGCGGACUACAGAAAAUGGUUGCCUUGCUCAACAAAACAAAUGUUAAAUUCUUGGCUAUUACGACAGACUGCCUUCAAAUUUUAGCAUAUGGCAACCAAGAAAGCAAGCUGAUCAUACUGGCUAGUGGUGGACCCCAAGCUUUAGUAAAUAUAAUGAGGACCUAUACUUAUGAGAAACUACUGUGGACCACAAGCAGAGUGCUGAAGGUGCUAUCCGUCUGCUCUAGUAAUAAGCCAGCUAUUGUAGAAGCUGGUGGAAUGCAAGCUUUAGGACUUCACCUGACAGAUCCAAGUCAACGUCUUGUUCAGAACUGUCUUUGGACUCUCAGGAAUCUUUCAGAUGCUGCAACUAAACAGGAAGGGAUGGAAGGUCUCCUUGGGACUCUUGUUCAGCUUCUGGGUUCAGAUGAUAUAAAUGUGGUCACCUGUGCAGCUGGAAUUCUUUCUAACCUCACUUGCAAUAAUUAUAAGAACAAGAUGAUGGUCUGCCAAGUGGGUGGUAUAGAGGCUCUUGUGCGUACUGUCCUUCGGGCUGGUGACAGGGAAGACAUCACUGAGCCUGCCAUCUGUGCUCUUCGUCAUCUGACCAGCCGACACCAAGAAGCAGAGAUGGCCCAGAAUGCAGUUCGCCUUCACUAUGGACUACCAGUUGUGGUUAAGCUCUUACACCCACCAUCCCACUGGCCUCUGAUAAAGGCUACUGUUGGAUUGAUUCGAAAUCUUGCCCUUUGUCCAGCAAAUCAUGCACCUUUGCGUGAGCAGGGUGCCAUUCCACGACUAGUUCAGUUGCUUGUUCGUGCACAUCAGGAUACCCAGCGCCGUACGUCCAUGGGUGGGACACAGCAGCAAUUUGUGGAGGGGGUCCGCAUGGAAGAAAUAGUUGAAGGUUGUACUGGAGCCCUUCACAUCCUAGCUCGGGAUGUUCACAACCGAAUUGUAAUCAGAGGACUAAAUACCAUUCCAUUGUUUGUGCAGCUGCUUUAUUCUCCCAUUGAAAACAUCCAAAGAGUAGCUGCAGGGGUCCUCUGUGAACUUGCUCAGGACAAGGAAGCUGCAGAAGCGAUUGAAGCUGAGGGAGCCACAGCUCCUCUGACAGAGUUACUUCACUCUAGGAAUGAAGGUGUGGCGACGUAUGCAGCUGCUGUUUUGUUCCGAAUGUCUGAGGACAAGCCACAAGAUUACAAGAAACGGCUUUCAGUUGAGCUGACCAGCUCUCUCUUCAGAACGGAGCCAAUGGCUUGGAAUGAGACUGCGGAUCUUGGACUUGAUAUUGGUGCCCAGGGAGAACCCCUUGGAUAUCGCCAGGAUGAUCCUAGCUAUCGUUCUUUUCACUCUGGUGGAUAUGGCCAGGAUGCCUUGGGUAUGGACCCCAUGAUGGAACAUGAGAUGGGUGGCCACCACCCUGGUGCUGACUAUCCAGUUGAUGGGCUGCCAGAUCUGGGGCAUGCCCAGGACCUCAUGGAUGGGCUGCCUCCAGGUGAUAGCAAUCAGCUGGCCUGGUUUGAUACUGACCUGUAAAUCAUCCUUUAGGUAAGAAGUUUUAAAAAGCCAGUUUGGGUAAAAUACUUUUACUCUGCCUACAGAACUUCAGAAAGACUUGGUUGGUAGGGUGGGAGUGAUUUAGGCUAUUUGUAAAUCUGCCACAAAAACAGGUAUAUACUUUGAAAGGAGAUGUCUUGGAACAUCAGAAUGUUCUCAGAUUUCUGGUUGUUAUGUGAUCAUGUGUGGAAGUUAUUAACUUUUAAUGUUUUUUGCCACAGCUUUUGCAACUUAAUACUCAAAUGAGUAACAUUUGCUGUUUUAAACAUUAAUAGCAGCCUUUCUCUCUUUAUACAGCUGUAUUGUCUGAACUUGCAUUGUGAUUGGCCUGUAGAGUUGCUGAGAGGGCUCGAGGGGUGGGCUGGUAUCUCAGAAAGUGCCUGACACACUAACCAAGCUGAGUUUCCUAUGGGAACAAUUGAAGUAAACUUUUUGUUCUGGUCCUUUUUGGUCGAGGAGUAACAAUACAAAUGGAUUUUGGGAGUGACUCAAGAAGUGAAGAAUGCACAAGAAUGGAUCACAAGAUGGAAUUUAUCAAACCCUAGCCUUGCUUGUUAAAUUUUUUUUUUUUUAAAAUAUCUGUAAUGGUACUGACUUUGCUUGCUUUGAAGUAGCUCUUUAAUUUUUUUUUUUUUUUUUUUUUUGCAGUAACUGUUAGUUUAAGUCUCUCGUAGUGUUAAGUUAUAGUGAAUACUGCUACAGCAAUUUCUAAUUUUUAAGAAUUGAGUAAUGGUGUAGAACACUAAUUCAUAAUCACUCUAAUAAUUGUAAUCUGAAUAAAGUGUAACAUUGUGUAGCCUUUUUGUAUAAAAUAGACAAAUAGAAAAUGGUCCAAUUAGUUUCCUUUUUAAUAUGCUUAAAAUAAGCAGGUGGAUCUAUUUCAUGUUUUUGAUCAAAAACUUUAUUUGGGAUAUGUAUGGGUAGGGUAAAUCAGUAAGAGGUGUUAUUUGGAACCUUGUUUUGGACAGUUUACCAGUUGCCUUUUAUCCCAAAGUUGUUGUAACCUGCUGUGAUACAAUGCUUCAAGAGAAAAUGCGGUUAUAAAAAAUGGUUCAGAAUUAAACUUUUAAUUCAUUCGA